Molecule: messenger RNA, 4140 nt
Organism: Loxodonta africana (African savanna elephant)
Lineage: Eukaryota; Metazoa; Chordata; Mammalia; Proboscidea; Elephantidae
Product: olfactory receptor 5I1-like
Exons: 1
Coding region: 2778-3695 (305 amino acids)
Biological process (GO): G protein-coupled receptor signaling pathway; sensory perception of smell
Cellular component (GO): membrane
Molecular function (GO): odorant binding; G protein-coupled receptor activity; olfactory receptor activity
Source: RefSeq, a predicted model, not a curated record
UGUGACAAAUCUUACAGUGAGAAAAAAGGAAGGCUUGUCUGGUUGGAGGUUGUUGACACCAGGAAGCUGGAAUUGGGCUAAUUAGAAACAGGGCAUUUCAUGCAUUUGAUUGGCUUGGGGAGCAUGUUUGUCUUUUUCGGAUUGAUCCUGAGUUGGAAGUGAGAAACUGUUUCUAUUCUCUUGGAAUCUAGACUUCUGGGUUAAUGGAGUUCAGGUGAGCCACCUAGGCCAUUUGCCCUUAGGUGUCCUUUUGAACCUUGAGGCUUUAAGGAACUGCCUUCCCUGAAGUCAACUUCAGGUUAAACAAUAGCCUAGUAAGCGCAUUAGCAGAGACCAUUUUCCUUUAGGCGUUGGGCACUUUUAGAGAAUGACCUUUGAGCAGCCAGGUUGGAGAAGCAGGAACUCCAUGGUCUGAUGGGAAAAUGUAUUGCAUGUCCUUAUCAGCUCUUUCUACAACUGACUGACCCUGGAACCUUGUAAGUGCUUUGAGGCUGUCUUACAAGAAAUUAACAUGACAGUGACAUUUAGGGGAGUGCCCUGCCAGACCCAGAUACUUAGGAUUGUUGAGAGCUGCCCACCUUGAGAAUCGACACAUGUGACCCUUGUUAAACAAGCAUUGUGGUAUUACAUCCAAAGGUGACCCAAUGACCUAUAUGACUUUCUUUCACUGUUCUGUCUUUGGAGUACCUUCUUGAUACUUUCGGGUUGAUGCUAUCUCAUUUGAAUUGUAUCUACUCACAAUAAAUACAAUUUGUUAUACAUAUUUCUGGUGUUUAUCUGCACAUUUAGGUUUUUAACAAAAGCUAGACAAAAUUGUUAAAAACCUAAAUGUGCAGAGAAAACACCAGAAAUAUGUGUAACAAAUUGUAUUUAUUGUGACUAAAGUGCUACAGCUGCUAGCCAAAAGGUCAGCAGUUCAAAUCCACCAGGCGCUCCGUGGAAACUUUAUGGGGCAGUUCUACUCUGUCCUAUAUGGUCGCUAUGAGUCAGACCCUACUCGACAGCAAUGGGUUAAUGGGGUAGACAAAAUUAUGGGAAGCUGGCAAUAUAUAGGCCAAAUUGUGAUUGCUCUGGGUCAAUUAUUGAGAAUGUCCAGAUUUCGCUUCCUAGGCUAUUUGCUGCAGAGGUUGUGUGUCAGAGUUCUAUGGUGGUAUAUGGUCUGGCCAUUGCCCAUUUGUACACUCAAUCUCUCACUAUUUAUAUAUUAGGGAUUAUCCUUGAUUUAUUCAAUCUUUGUUGAAUUAGAAUCUACUAUGGGUCAGGAUUCAGGAGCCCUGGUGGCACAGUGGUUAAGAGCUCAGUCUAUCAACCAAAAGGUCGGCAGUUUGAAUCUACCAGGUGCUCCUUGGAAACCAUAUGGAGUAGUUCUACUCUGCCCUACGGAUCGCUAUGAGUCAGAAUCCGUUCAUUGGCAAUGGGAUGGAUCAGGAUUAUACAAGGCAUUGGUUAUACAACGAUGGGAAUUAAAAAAAAAAAAAAUUGAAGACAUCAUUCAUGCCCUCAGAGAUUAUACAAUAUAGGGAAAUAUAGGGAAGGAGACAUAUAAUAACCAACAGGUGAAUAAAGAAAAAUGUUUGUAAAUUGUGAUAAGUGCUGUGAAGAGACUGACUAGGAUGCAGAGACAGAGAAUAAUGGAGAGAUCACAUAGAGUUAAACAGUGGAGACCUUGCUGAAAAGUCAGCAUUUAGCUUGAGUGAGUCUUGGCAGCACAGUGGUUAAGCAUUCAGCUGCUGACCAAGAGACUGGCGGUUUGAGUGCACCAGCUGCUCCUUGGAUAACCCUACGGGCAGUUCUACUCUGCCCUGUGUGUUUGCUAUGAGUCAGAAUCAACAGUUUGUUUGUUUUUUUUUUUCCUGGAGAAUAAUGCUUGUAGGAAGAAGAAUAUCCUGGGGAGAAGAAAUUGCAUGCGCAAAGGCCCUGUGGGACAGAGCUCACAGCACUGCACCAAAGCACCAGCCUGUGAGAGUGAAUGUCAACUAAAAUCCCGUUGUUCUGCAUUAGCUGAGCUGUUCUCUGGCAAAAGGCAGAGACAACCUGGAUAAUUAGCUACAUUUUCCUUUGCAAAAAACAUGAGCCUACUAACCAAUUUUUUACUAACCAAGCUGUAGGCACAUGAGGUACAUCAUUUCAGAGAUGACAGCUUUCCCUUUGAUCCACCAAUACACUGUAGAGACAACCAGGGGCUCUGCUGAGGGAGGCAAGAUUUAGUGGGUUACAGGGAGUUUGUGUGAUUGGAGGAUGGUGAAUCAGAGGAGAACAGAUUGGAUCAGACAAGACUGGAGAUGAAGCAGCUGAUAAAUUGGCUUGUGCAACAGAUAGAAGAAGAGAUGAAACAAGUAAUGAUUAAUAUGUUAGUGGAAGUUGUGUGGAUUGGACAGAGAUGAGAUGUUUAGUUGUGGAAUUUUGGAUGCACAGAAUGUGGUGGAGGGGAGAGUUAGAGAAAUUAUGGGUGAAGCCAAGGUUUAGAGUCAGCAACUAGCUUGAGGGUGGUGCCAUUUAAGGUGGAAACAAAUAGCUUUCAGGAAUAAGAAGUGGUACAUUAGCAAUUUGGAUUAAAAAAUAUAAACUUCUGCCGCUAAAAUAUUUGAAAACCUAUGAGUUAUGUUGGAUUAACUGUACUCAUGACUAAGUGCUAUAUGGAUGCCCCAAUAGAUUUUAGAAUGACUGUUCUAUUUAUUUUGGCAUUUUUUAAUUUUUUUUGUCAAUGUCCAGGUUAUUGUUGACAUUGUCAUCAUUACUCUGUCACUGCUCCAGAAAUCACAAAGCACUGCAAAGAGAUGGAGGAAGUGAAUGGCACAGAGAAGACUGAGUUCUUCCUCCUGGGAUUCAGUGACCACCCAGAACUUCAGAGGCUUCUUUUUGCUGUGUUCUUUUCCAUCUACUCGGUGACACUCAUGGGGAACCUUGGGAUGAUUUUAUUAAUCACAAGCAGUUCCCACCUGCACACCCCUAUGUACUUUUUCCUCUGCAUAUUGUCCUUCAUAGAUGCAUGCUACUCUUCUGUCAUUGCUCCCAAAUUACUGGUGGACUUGGUUUCUGAUAAGAAGACAAUUUCUUACAAUGGCUGUGCUACACAGCUCUAUUUUUUCUGUUCGUUGGUUGAUACAGAAUCUUUCCUCUUGGCUGCCAUGGCUUAUGACCGGUACAUAGCAAUCUGCAACCCACUGCUUUAUACUGUUAUCAUGUCCAGGAGAAUUUGUGGCCAGUUUGCAAUGGGAGCUUUUUUGGGGGGCACCAUGAGCUCCAUUAUUGAUACCACUAACACCUUCCACCUCUCUUUCUGCUCCAGAGAAAUUAACCAUUUCUUUUGUGAUAUCUCCCCAUUAUUUUCACUGUCCUACACUGACACAUAUAUGCAUGACAUUGUUCUAGUGGUCUUUGCUAGUUUGGUUGAAGCUAUCUGUCUUUUAACAGUUCUUCUCUCAUAUGUCUUCAUCAUAGCAGCCAUUCUUAAGACAGGUUCUGCAGAGGGAAGAAAGAAAGGUUUCCUCACUUGUGCCUCCCACCUGAUCAUUGUCACUAUCUACCAUGGUACCUUGAUCUUCAUUUAUUUGCGCCCCAGCACAGAUCAUUCACUGAAUGUCGACAAAGUGGCCUCUGUGUUCUAUACAUUGAUAAUACCUAUGUUGAAUCCCCUGAUUUAUAGUCUAAGGAACAAAGAUGUCAAAAACGCCUUUAGAAAACUUAUCAGUUGAAAAUUGUUUUCUUAAGAAAGGAUGAAAUAAGACUUGAAAAUGUUUCAACAGUGCCUGUUUCUUGGACUAUGGUUAGAAUGUUGGAGAUAUUAAGUUCAAUAUGGAUGUUCUCCAAAUUUGCUGGUUAUUAGAUCUCAGCCAGAGAAUAGGUCAGGUACUAACAUCAGAACUGGCCCUCUCAUAUCACUUGUAAUUAUGUCUAUCUCUGCCAUUUUAAAGUGCAAUUUGUAAUAUUAUUUCUGGAACAGGUUUACCCUUCAUUUUAUCUCUUAUAUUUCAUGUCCUUACUCCUUUCCUUUCCCAUCCUAACCUUCCACCAUGAUUACUCUCAAUAUUGGAUAAGCCAUUGGCAUACUAAAAUUCCUGGUUUCAUGAAUAUAAAAAAAAAAAUAGAAUUCAUUUAGCCUCUAUUUCAAUUAAGUUUUAUCUUGUGUAUAUAUGUGUG